This is a messenger RNA of Mytilus californianus (California mussel), 1376 nucleotides long. RefSeq lists its product as uncharacterized. Bases 155 to 1075 code for a protein of 306 amino acids. Lineage: Eukaryota; Metazoa; Mollusca; Bivalvia; Mytilida; Mytilidae. The transcript has 4 exons. The record is from RefSeq and is a predicted model, not a curated record.
CGCAUUUAACCAGAGGAAUCAGAAAUAUGACGCACUUAUUUUGCGUGUGUAUUUCGGGAAAUGACUAACAACAGAAUGGAACCUAUAAAUGCUUGCUACACUCUUCAUAGUAAAACAACAACUUUGACUUCGUAUAGAAACACAAAUUCAAAUUAUGCAGAAUUCACUACAGCUGAUUUGGUUUUUAUAUGUAUUGCUCAUCAUAAACAUAUCCAUUGUUUCUUCUUAUACUGGUAAAGUGGGCUAUAGUAGCAGUUCUAACUACGGAUCGAACUUAAAUAACUAUAAUAGCGCAUCGAACUUAAAUAACUAUAAUAGCGGAUAUGGAUCAAACUUAAAUAGCUAUAAUAGCGGAUAUGGAUCAAACUUAAAUAGCUAUAACAGCGGAUAUGGAUCAAACUUAAAUAACUAUAAUAGCGGAUAUGGAUCAAACUUAAAUAACUAUAAUAGCGGAUAUGGAUCAAACUUAAAUAACUAUAAUAGUGGAUAUGGAUCAAACUAUAAUUCUGGAUAUGGAACAAAUUACAACUCUGGAUAUGGUACAAAUUACAACUCUGGAUAUGGAACUAACUACAAUUCAGGAUAUGGAACAAAUUACAAUCAAGGAUAUCCUACAAAUUAUAGAUAUACGAAAGGUUACGGAAGCGGAUAUGGUUCUAAUUAUGCGAAGAACUUCUACAACACAUUUCCAUUCUUCUUUAUGAACCCAUUCGGUUCCGGUUACAAUGGAUUUCAAUCAGGAUUUCCAUGGUCUCCUUUUAGUUCAUUUCCAUGGUCGUAUGGUCAGCGCUCGGGAUUUAAUCCAUACGGACAUAAUAUGUAUGGAGUUCACCCAUUGUUUCGAUAUACUGGUAAUUAUGGUGUGUACCAAAAUUAUGGUUAUGGAAACAAACAUUUUCCCCAUAGGAAUCACAUGAUGUUACCCGUACCAGUAGGAAUGCCAUUUGGAGGCCAUUCCGAUCAAUUUAUUUUUCAUCACAGACCUUCACUUGGUGAAAGAAUUAUGAACAGUCCAUUUUUGCCUGCAGCCCUAAUAGCAGUUCCUCUUUUGUUGCUUGCCAAAGGAAAAAAAUAAAGAAAAGGUUAUAAACAGCAUUACCAAAGCCAAGAUGUCUCCAAAUGACUCCUGCUAGAAUUGCAGUCUCCAAAUGACCCCUGCUAGAUUUGCAGUAUCCAAAUAACCCUCACUAGAUUCGCAGUGUUUAAAACGAACAUGUAUCAUUUAUAUAAGAAUUUCUGUUAUUACAAUGUAUUUAUAUCGUUUUAAUUUAUAUAGUCUUUUUGAAAGGUGCAAUAAAAUGUUGUCGUAUAAGUAGUCUAAUACUCUAAUCAAUUGUUAUGAAUGUUUUGUACAGAAAUAAAGUUUUUUAGAUAAA